GCAGCGGCGCGAGCCUCCCGCUCGCUAACGGCUCUGCUCUCUUCGCGGUUCCGCUUCAUCGACCGCCGAGACUUCAACGAUACAACGAAACCUCGACGCCGCGUCAACGGCGCGGUGUUCUCCGGGAGCCGUAACACCGACACCGACAGCACCCCGCAAAGCGCUCUUUUCAUUCUCGUCUCGGGAGGACCCACGGGUGCAACCUCUGUCCCACUUCUGGCCGGUUUUGAUGCUCGGCCCCGUCGUGUCGUUUUGCUUGAGUAUUGGCUGCUCUACGGGAACAAUAUGCAGAUUCAUCGGUGCCGGAGGAGGAGGAGGAGGAGGAGGGCUGGAGGCCGGGCCAGCGGAAUGCUACGUGUCUUGGAAGCCCCUUUAAAACCACCCUCGAUCUUCUUCGAUUACCAACUUUUUUCUAGGUUUACAACGCGUCCUCUCUCGCGGACCCACAACCCCCCCCUCUGCCUCGCAUCCAGGCCCGCGUGUGAAGAGGUUCGAGCCCCGGUGUUCAGCAAAGUCCCUCGGCGGUGUUCAACGGUCGCGCAAAAAAUGUCCGGGGUGAAGAAGCUUCGUACGGAUCUCAACAGGUCGACCAAUGUGGUGUAUCAGGCCCACCAUGUCAGCCGCAGCAAGAGAGGGCAGGUGGUGGGGACCAGGGGAGGCUUCCGGGGCUGUACCAUAUGGCUGACCGGUCUGUCGGGUGCUGGAAAGACGACCAUCAGUUUCGCCCUGGAAGAGUUUCUCGUGUCCCACGCCAUACCCUGCUACUCGCUGGACGGAGACAACAUCCGCCAUGGCCUGAACAAGAACCUGGGCUUCUCUGCCGUGGACCGCGAGGAGAACAUCCGUCGUAUUGCUGAGGUGGCCAAGCUGUUCGCCGACGCCGGGCUGGUGUGCGUCACCAGCUUCAUUUCACCUUUCGGCAAGGACCGCGAUGAGGCGAGGAAGAUCCAUGCAAGUGCCGGGCUACCGUUUUUUGAGGUGUUUAUCCACGCUUCUCUCGCGGUGUGUGAGAAAAGAGACGUGAAAGGACUUUACAAGAAGGCUCGCGCCGGAGAAAUCAAAGGUUUCACUGGGAUUGACUCGGAUUACGAGCGUCCCGAGGCCCCGGAUCUGGUGCUGAAAACUGGAGAGCUCUCAGUAAACGAGUGCCUCCACCAGGUGUUGGAGCUGCUCAAGGAGCAGAACAUUGUACCAGGCGAGAUCAUGGAGGAGGUGAAUGAACUCUUUGUCAUGGAGAACAAGCUCAACCUUGCUGUGGCUGACGCAAAAACCCUUCCCACCAUCAGCAUCACUAAGUUGGAUCUACAGUGGGUGCAGGUCUUGUCAGAAGGCUGGGCGAGCCCUUUGAAGGGCUUCAUGAGGGAGAGAGAGUUCCUGCAGGUCUUACACUUUGGCAACCUGCUAGAUGGCGGGUCCAUCAACCUGUCCGUCCCCAUCGUGCUGCCUGUUAGCAACGAGACCAAGCGGGAGCUGGACGGCUGUGCGGCUGUGGCUCUGGAGUACCAGGGUUCACGCGUGGCCAUUCUCAGGAACCCUGAGUUCUACCAACAUCGCAAGGAGGAACGCUGUGCCCGACAGUGGGGCACCACAUGUCCACAGCACCCUUACAUCAAGAUGGUUAUGGAGGGAGGUGACUGGCUGGUAGGUGGUGACCUAGAGGUGCUGGAAAGAAUCCAGUGGAACGAUGGACUUGACCAGUACCGCCUCACUCCACAGGAGCUCAAGCAGAAGUUCAAAGACUUGAAAGCAGAUGCAGUGUUUGCAUUCCAGCUACGUAACCCGGUCCACAACGGUCACGCCCUACUGAUGCAGGACACCAAGCGCCGUCUGCUGGAGCGGGGCUACAAGAAUCCCGUCCUCCUGCUGCACCCACUGGGCGGCUGGACAAAAGACGACGACGUGCCUCUGGACUGGCGGAUGAAGCAGCACGCCGCGGUCCUGGAAGAGGGCGUCCUGGAACCUGCCAGCACCAUUGUUGCCAUCUUCCCCUCGCCCAUGAUGUACGCUGGACCCACAGAGGUUCAGUGGCACUGCAGAGCCAGGAUGAUCGCCGGGGCAAACUUCUACAUCGUUGGCAGGGACCCCGCAGGCAUGCCUCACCCGGAGACUAAGCAGGACCUGUAUGAGCCCACCCACGGAGCCAAGGUCCUCACCAUGGCGCCGGGCCUUACCUCUGUGGAGAUCAUCCCCUUCAGGGUUGCAGCCUACAACAAGAUUAAGAAGGCCAUGGACUUCUAUGAAGCAGAGCGACAUGCUGAGUUUGAGUUUAUUUCCGGAACCAAGAUGAGGAACAUGGCUCGGAGUGGAGAAAACCCUCCAGAUGGUUUCAUGGCCCCCAAGGCCUGGAAGGUUUUGGUGGAGUACUACACCUCUCUGCAGAAGGACAAGUAGCCAACACAGCGCUGAGCUGACCAGGGAAAACCAUCGGUUCUUAAAGGAGGGUAAAAAGACAACCAUCUCUAUAGGGGUAUUUAGAUAGAUUUGUGUUUUAUUCUAUCCAAAAAUAUGUAGAUAAAACGUUUAGAUUGUUAUAAAUAAUCAAUAAUUGCUAUAAAUAAUCAGUCUCUGUUUCUUCACUAUAUCGAAAUCACUGGUAUUAAGAAGGUAAAGCAUUACAUUUUUAUAUUCCCGUAAAACAUAUAAACCAUUGUAAGUGCAUAUUAAUUUAAGUAUUUGAUCAAAUUAAAGGUAUAUUGAGAUUAUUAUUGUUUAUAGUCAUUUAGGAGCACAUGCCAAUACUGGAAAAUUGUGAUAUUUAUAUGUAGUAGCUUUGGCAUGUAGGGCAAAACAAGAACCCUUUUUAUACAUUUUUUAUGCAAAUUAUAUCACUGUCUUUUGAAUUGUGUAUGAACUGAAUGAAAGUUACCUGCAGUUGUAUCACUACCUACGGUUCCCUUUUUUGUUUUAGCCUAGACGUUAACUUAUCCUGCUAAUAGUUUCAUAUUUUUAUGAAAGGUUUUUGACUAAUGUGAAAGUGCAUUUAUCUCAAAUGUUAAAACUAUAUAACAGAAAUUGGUUCAAUUUCUCAUUGGCCUUUACCCUGAAAUGUCUAUUUGACUUGUGUGAUUUCAUAAAUUGCAAUUAUGUAAUAAAUACCCACAGUUUUGGGGACUUAUCCAAUAAUAAAGAAGCUCCUUUGUUAUUAUAACGGGGGACUGUUUGAUCCUG
This is a messenger RNA of Pungitius pungitius (ninespine stickleback), 3168 nucleotides long. Its product is annotated as bifunctional 3'-phosphoadenosine 5'-phosphosulfate synthase 2-like. Gene Ontology annotation, biological process: sulfate assimilation; 3'-phosphoadenosine 5'-phosphosulfate biosynthetic process. NCBI's taxonomy places the organism in Eukaryota, Metazoa, Chordata, Actinopteri, Perciformes, Gasterosteidae. The transcript is spliced from 12 exons. The record is from RefSeq and is a predicted model, not a curated record. The coding region runs from base 286 to 2391 and encodes 701 amino acids. Gene Ontology annotation, molecular function: ATP binding; sulfate adenylyltransferase (ATP) activity; adenylylsulfate kinase activity.